Molecule: messenger RNA, 1212 nt
Organism: Didymodactylos carnosus
Lineage: Eukaryota; Metazoa; Rotifera; Eurotatoria; Philodinida; Philodinidae
Source: the annotation of a GenBank genome assembly
AUGAGAAUUGGCAAGAAGAUAUAUUUACGUAUCACAAAAGCAAGCAAUUCCAAUCAACUUGGAGCAUUAGCAGGACUUGGAAUCGUUCUGUGGAAACAUAACUCCACCAUUCUACGUGUCGAUCCUGGAGUGUUACCUGAACGUGCACUUGAUCCACCAAAAAAUGUCAAACCAUUUGAUUGGAAACAAACUGUAAUAAGAACCGAUCUUGUAGAAGGUUCAUUUGUCGAGCUUUAUUUCACCGCUAAUGAACACUUUAAAGUUCGAAGUGAUGGAGUCGAGUCAUCGUUGUUUAGCGAAGUGAAUCCUCGAAAUUAUUUUGUUGGAUUUGACAUAACAGCCAAUAUUUCAGAAAUUUCGUUAUACCAAGACUAUUAUCUGGACAAUGAUCAUGAAAAGAAAUGCUUGGCGAUUGAAGCAUUGAGACAUAGCAUUAUUUCAUCAGAAAGACAGCACGAGUUGGACAAUUAUAUUCCCAUUCAAUUCCAUUCUCUGUGUAGUAAAUCUGUAUCCUUGCACGAUAAACGACGAAUAGCCAUACGUCAUGAACAUGAUCGUCAUGAACAUUCAUCAUCGCUAAUAUUUCUUGAUUGCUAUUUACAAGCAGGUGACGCAAUUUUAGUUCGUAUCGUUGCACUGGAGCCAUGCUAUGCGAGAUCGAUUCUAUUUGGUUGCAUGACAUUGAAUGAUAUAAACGAGCUGAGUGAAACAGAUCUGUUACGUGGACCCGAUGAUUUUCUGAGUUCGACUCCAUAUUAUCCAGUUUUAACCGAGAACGUCAUGCCUCUUGCAUCGCUCAAGGAUCAUUAUUUAAUUGAACUCAAUCGAGCUGGUGAUAUACAAUUCAAGAAGAAUGACAAACCUACUGAUGUUCAAAUGUCUGUUUUCCCAGACAGUGAACCCUAUCGUCCAUUUUUCUGUCUAAAUGGAUUCAUAGUUGGUAUACAAGUUCUUGGACUACGUCGAGAUGGACCGAGUGCUUCACUUGUGAAACAGGACCUUUUCGAUUUCGGCGAAGCUGACGCAGAUGGCGGUGAGAGUGCGCAUGAAUGCAUCAUUUGUCAGGAUAAAAGAGCAUCAUGCGUUUUUAUUCCGUGCGGUCAUUUGAUCGCUUGCACAGACUGUAGUGGACAACUGAAACAGUCUGGUUUAAAUACGUGCCCAACCUGUCGUACUCCCUACGAAGAUAUUUGGGAAGUAAACAGCAUUUAA